Molecule: messenger RNA, 768 nt
Organism: Pelagomonas calceolata
Lineage: Eukaryota; Pelagophyceae; Pelagomonadales; Pelagomonadaceae
Source: the annotation of a GenBank genome assembly
CUGAGCGGUAAAUUUAGCCCUAGGUCAUCGCCCCAUCGCGUUCGCGACGGCCUUCACCGCCGCCGGCACCUCCUCAUGCCCGUCGAGCAGCUCGAAGGCCGGCGCCGCCCAGCCGCGCGCCACGAGCUUCGCCAGCUUCAUGUCGCCCGUGACGCCGUAGACGGGCACGAGGCCGCCGGCGCAGCGGCCCAGGUCCCGCAGGUACUGCUCGAGCAGAGGCACCGCCACCGCCGCGCCGAGCGCCUCGAACUGCCGGAGCGGCUCGAUCAACAAAAUGGCGCCGUAGGUCGCGUCGGCGCUCGCCUUCGGGAGGCUCCGCACGGCCUUGAUGUUGGCCCCAAAGCUCUCGUGGCAGCGGAUCCACCGCGUCGACGCCGCGGCCGCGGCGGCCGUCCGCGAGUGCUCCUCGAGCUGGACGCACUCGAGCACGAUGAUGCCGUCGCCGCGCGGCAGCGGCGGUGCCGCGGGCUUGCGGCGCGACGCGAGGAUCGAGGCGACGACGACGACGAGCGCCACCAACACACCGAUUGUGGUGGCGUCGAUGAAGGGGCGGCCGUCCAUUGUUUACGGUGCGCUUUUGCAAGCGGCGCCGCGUCAGUAGUGGUGGUGGGCUUGCUGUGGCAGGCUGGGUGCUUGCAGAUGUGCCUUGCGUACGGAGUUACGCUAUAUCGUUGCACGGCUAUUGCAAAUGGAUUUGAAACGCACGUCUCCCGGCUUAAGCGUGGCUUAGGGGCUUCGGAUGGGACAAUUGCCAGGCAUCAAGAGUCU